This is a messenger RNA of Suillus paluster, 573 nucleotides long. RefSeq lists its product as uncharacterized. The coding region runs from base 1 to 573 and encodes 190 amino acids. The record is from RefSeq and is a predicted model, not a curated record. The transcript has 3 exons. NCBI's taxonomy places the organism in Eukaryota, Fungi, Basidiomycota, Agaricomycetes, Boletales, Suillaceae.
AUGGAACUCCCCUCACAUCCAUCUGCAUCCCAUGGAAGAGGGAAGGCUCAAGGACGUGGGUCCAAUCCCCCUCAUAACCAGGCCCCUAAGACCACUGCACCUAGGAUAAUCGUCCAUUGGACCAGACCAUCAGAUCUCCGUGGCACAGACACACUAGUGCAGCAUCUUGUCACUCACCCUUUGGAUGCCCGCAUAAUAUUCUACAAGGGUAAAAAAUCUGCAACUUCCAGCAAUGAGGAGUGUCCUUCUGGAAAGGGAAAGGACAAGGGGGAAAUCUAUCAAGUCUUGGCAAAACUUAUCUUCAUGAACAACUCAGAAUAUUCAGGUGCAUAUGCUGAGGACUCAAAGAAAUUCAACAUUGUGAAGUCAUUCAAGGAGCAGCUUGACAAGUUUAACAAGACUGGUGCUGGUGUCACUCCGUGUGACAAAAAUGUAGCUGUUAAUCUACACAAAUUGCUUGAGUUCCCAUGGUACGACCAACUCUACCCCUUCCUGUUCUCUAAUACAACAUGUGGUGCUGUGGGACGCCAACCACUACUGGGCUUCUAUUCCCCUCCGCCCAGCCGAAUCUGA